UGCUUCUGCUUAUCUGACUGCGAUAUAUAAAUGGUGUAUAUACAUGAUAUAUAUGCAUAUAAUGUGUACACAUAUAAAUAUGCACGCAUGUGUGUCAGAAUCUAUGCGCACUCGAGUGUGUGAUGUGUAUAUGCAUGCGAAUGUACAUAAGCUGUGUGUACAUCGUAUCAGUGGUUAGCAGUUAACCGCGAAUUCCUGCUGUAAAUUUGUAUCAAAACCAUUAACUGAUAAACUUACCUACUGCAAAAAAGACUAAAUGCUCGUGUAUGUGUUGUUAGUAGUAAUUUGAUAAAUAUAUUAGGAAAACGCUUACAAUUUUGAAAAUAAAUAGAAUUUUGAGUAUAAUGCCGUUGGCAAAUUUAACGGCUCCCUGGGCCGAACAUCGUGUAAAUGAGAAGCAAAAUACAGAUAUUCUUCCAGCUGAAAAUCAAGAAGAAACCAUGAUUACUCAAGGAAACUUGAUCGAAAGAUCAAAUAGUUGUUCAGAGUCUCAUGAGAUUGAAGUAUGUGAUAUGGUACGAGAUGGUUAUGAGAAAGCUGAACCUUCUCACUUUGAAUUACUGAAAGUUAUUGGCCAAGGUUCUUUUGGCAAGGUAUUUUUAGUAAGAAAAGUUGUUGGAAAAGACAGUGGUACGCUGUAUGCUAUGAAGGUCUUGAAGAAGGCAACAUUAAAAAUUCGUGACAGAUUUAGAAUCAAAAUGGAGAGAAAUAUAUUGGUGGAUGUGGAACAUCCAUUCAUUGUCAGACUACAUUAUGCAUUCCAAACAGAAGGGAAAUUGUAUUUAAUCCUUGAUUUUUUAAGAGGUGGUGACCUCUUCUCGAGAUUAUACAAAGAGGUGAUGUUUACAGAAGAUGAUGUUAAAUUUUAUUUAGCAGAACUAGCGCUCGCACUAGAUCAUAUACACAGUCUUGGAAUUAUAUAUCGAGACCUCAAGCCCGAAAACAUUUUGUUAGACACGGAAGGUCACAUAUCUUUAACGGAUUUCGGUUUGAGCAAACAACCUUUGGACGACUUGUACGCGUACUCAUUUUGUGGCACCGUUGAAUAUAUGGCGCCGGAAAUCGUCAAAAGAAAAGGACAUUCUUUUGCAGCGGAUUGGUGGAGCUUUGGCGUUUUAAUGUUUGAAAUGCUGACAGGCGCUCUCCCGUUUCAAGGUGCAAAUCGUAAAGAGACGAUGACGCAAAUUCUGAAAGCUAAGCUCGGAAUGCCGCACUACAUCUCGGCGGAAGCACAAGCACUUUUGAGGGCAUUAUUUAAGAGAAAUCCGGCGAAUCGCCUUGGCUCUGAUGGUGUAGAAGAAAUUAUGAACCAUAUUUUCUUUGCUGCUAUCGACUGGGACGCUCUUUACAAGAAGAAGAUAAGACCGCCGUUUAAGCCGGCCGUCAGCCAGGAGGACGACACCUUCCAUUUUGACAAUGAAUUUACUUGCAAAACACCUAAAGAUUCUCCAGGGAUACCGCCGAGCGCGAACGCCCACGAGUUAUUCCGCGGAUUCAGUUUCGUUGCACCGUGCUUACUCGCAGAUGUCGAACACGCUCAGUCUCUAGAGUCCAAGAACUGCGACAGCAUUAGCGUUACUUUUCCAUCCUACGUCAAUCCCGUUUCCAUAACGGACGAGUACGAAUUCAAGCAGGAAAUUGGCAAAGGAAGUUAUAGCGUGGUUUACUUAGCCAUCCAUAUAGCAUCCAAGAUGGAGUACGCCGUGAAGGUGAUUGAGAAAUCGAAACGAGAUCCAACGGAGGAGAUAGAAAUCCUACUGCGGUAUGGCAGGCAUCCCCAUAUCGUAACGUUGAGAGCUGUCCACGAAGACGAUAGACGAGUGUAUCUUGUGUUGGAGCUUUUGCGCGGCGGUGAGCUCCUCGAUCGUUUGCUACAGAGGCGAAAUUUUACGGAACGGGAAGCUGCCGAAGUGAUCUACACUAUUACCAAUGUCGUGCAGUACCUUCACGAGAAUGGGGUAGUUCACAGAGACCUGAAGCCGUCGAACAUCUUGUACGCGAAAUCUGGCGGCGAUCCAACGACGCUAUGUAUAUGCGAUCUCGGCUUUGCGAAGCAGUUACGAGCGGAAAAUGGUUUAUUGAUGACGCCUUGUUACACAGCGAAUUUCGUAGCGCCAGAGGUGUUGAAGCGUCAAGGAUACGACGCAGCGUGUGACAUUUGGUCACUCGGAGUUCUGCUGUACAUCAUGCUGGCUGGGUACACGCCUUUUCGUAACAGUCCAGGAGACAGUGCGAGCGAUAUAUUAGAUCGCAUCGGACCGGGAUACAUAGACGUGGAGAGCGGAAUAUGGCGUCAUAUCUCCAACGAAGCUAAAGAACUAGUUAAAAGAAUGCUGCACGUGGACCCCAAUCGAAGGCCUACUGCGGCCGUUAUUUUAAAAUAUCCUUGGAUCGUCAAUCGACAUCAUAUCCCGCAAAAAGUAUUACCGGAGCCCAUUAAGGAUCCGCAUAAUCUGAAGAUGGCAGUGGCGACGACAUAUAGAGCAAUGUCGAGCAACCCCAGACUACCGCACAUUGGUCCUGUGAUCAUGUCGGAGUUGGCACGUCGUAGAACACAAGGCAAACCUACUGGUCCCACUGCUGUUUAAAUUUGAUAUCUCUUGUAUAUGACGACCGAUUUCCGUUUUAUUCCGAAAUUCACAUAACAGAUGCAUAGGAUAACAAAGUUGUUUAAAGUACAAGCGAAAGUUAAUUUAGAGAAAGAUGUCGAUAUUGUUGAUUAUACUUGAAUAUUGCGUUAUGGACAGUGUGUGACAGGACAUUUAUGACAGUGAGUCAAAUGUGAUAUUUAUUUAUAGUCUUUGAUUGCGUUUAAUGUACAGCUAUACAUACAUCUACACGUAUACAGAUGCGUGCAUAAGCAUAUACCGAGUAUCUCGCGUCAACCGUCAAAUAUUGAAAUAGUGGACAGUGGAAGUCAAACCAAAACGAGAAGUCCUUUGUCACUUUUUAGUACAAGUUAUUAAUUAGUAUUAAUAGUUAACGAGUUAUUAAUUUGUUAAAUUUGAUGCUUAGCGUGCCAAAAAUGUGAACUCUUAGACUAGUUUUACUAUUAGUGGUAUUAGAAACUCACUAAUCAAGAUAUCGAAGUUGCUCCAAGAGCCGAGAGUUCGCAUUUUUUUUCGAUGCGUGGCAUUACCUGUAGUCCGCCAAUUAUAGGAGCGCGCUAAGCAUUAAACUUAAUAACUCGUUAACUAUUGCUCGUAUUAAAGAACAAAGGAUUUUGUCACGUUUGACUUCUACCAUAUACCAUUUCAAUAUUUGCCGGUUGGUGUGGGGCACUCACGUAUACAAAUGUCUAUGAAAUAACAAAUACACGCGCGAACAUAUGUGUGCGCCUAUAUUUAUCACGUGUUGCCAUGGAAUGGGAGUAAAGUGCAAAUAAUUCCGACAGUAAUCGGGAUAUGUGUACUUUGAUUCCUUUAGGUUUUAAAUUAAUUUUUUUGUGUUGAAUUACUAUAUUUUUCAUUGCAGAUUUAUAAUAUAUGUUCGAAGUAAUUACGUUGAUCAAACUAAAGUUCAAUGACUUAAACAUUUAAAGGAAAAAAAAAAAGAGAAUUAAAUAUAUUAUGUGUAGUAUUUUAUCUGUGCAAUGUAAUUUGAAUUAAUUUUCUAACUAAAUGUAUACCGAAUAAAUGUCUUAUAUUUCCGCCUAA
Messenger RNA from Odontomachus brunneus, 3656 nucleotides. RefSeq names its product ribosomal protein S6 kinase 2 beta (gene S6kII). The record is from RefSeq and is a predicted model, not a curated record. Gene Ontology annotation, molecular function: magnesium ion binding; ATP binding; ribosomal protein S6 kinase activity. Lineage: Eukaryota; Metazoa; Arthropoda; Insecta; Hymenoptera; Formicidae. Gene Ontology annotation, biological process: intracellular signal transduction; protein phosphorylation. The coding region runs from base 345 to 2588 and encodes 747 amino acids. The transcript is spliced from 13 exons.